This is a messenger RNA of Neopsephotus bourkii (Bourke's parrot), 1850 nucleotides long. RefSeq names its product triggering receptor expressed on myeloid cells 2-like. The record is from RefSeq and is a predicted model, not a curated record. Gene Ontology annotation, cellular component: cell surface. Gene Ontology annotation, molecular function: signaling receptor activity. The transcript is spliced from 4 exons. Lineage: Eukaryota; Metazoa; Chordata; Aves; Psittaciformes; Psittacidae. The coding region runs from base 178 to 948 and encodes 256 amino acids.
CAGGGCUGGGCUGGGAGGGACUCCCAGCACUAUGUUUUCAGGCCAUCACAUGAUGCUCUCUUUCAGGCUGUCUAGACUAAACUGUGGCUGUGCAUGGGCAGUGCUGAUGCCUGAAUUUGCAGCCCACGGAAGAAAUGUCCAUCCCUGGUGAAUUGCUCAAUAUGCAGGACAAAAAAGAUGCCAAGUUCCUGUGCUCAUUCCUUCCGGCAGAGCAAGGAGGGGGCAAAGCAAGCUGCUCUUGGGCAAGAGCCCUUUUCACUUUUCUCCAGACUCCUCUCCUGUCUCCUCUGCACAGCUGACAUGGAGAAGCUCGUGCACCUCAUCUUCUUGGUCUUCUUACCAGGAGCCUGUGCAGCAGAGAACAUCACGGUGGUGUAUGGAAUGGAAGGGGACACCAUUUCUGUCAACUGCACCUAUAACCCCUGGCAGCAGCGAUGGAGAGAAAAGAGUUGGUGCAAGCAGAUCCAUGAGACCAAGUGCCAACACGUGGUGAGUGCCCGACGCUUCUGGCUGCCUUUCCUAAAGAACAGGAACGGCACCACCUCUAUCAGCGACAACGUCCGUGAAGGGGUCCUGACAGUCACCAUAAAGGGACUCAAGAAGCAGGAUGCUGGGUUGUACCAGUGCAAAAGUGACUACCUGGGGGAAACAAACAGCUUAAGGAAGGUGCAAGUGGAAGUGCUGACAGCUGUCCUGGAGACCCAAAUGCCAGAGGAGCCCAGGGCUGUGCAUAGCAUCUCCAGCAUCCCUCCUGAAGCUGAUUUCACUGUCCUCUAUAUCCUUGCUGGAUUACUGGUUUCUAAAUUCCUGGUGGCUGUGCUGAUCUUUAUCAUUGGCAACAGCAGGAAGAGCAGAGGAAGAGAGUGGACAAACCCAAGGCUGAGUGAGCAGCAGGUCCUCCCUUUCGCUGGUGAUGGAAUCAGCCCCUCCUGGGAGAGCACUGCUUAGAGCCACACCAAAGGGAGGUCACAGGGAAAUGACCAUCAGACAUUUGCAGGCAAAGCUUUGCCACCUGCUGUAAGAAAAGCAUCGCCUAUUAAACAUAGGCACCGCUGAACCUGUCGCUCUGGAGAGGGAAUGUCACCAUCUGCCACCUCUUCUUCUUAGCGAUGACCAACUUUUCCCAGCACAGCUGAACUGAAAAGAUGCUGCCAGUAGCACCCGAACCUAAAGGAAGAGGAUGGGAUCAAGGGCUGGGGGAAAAGAGGAACAUGAAAUCUUUCUGUCAAGAGAUCCAACACAGGCUUAUCUGUGUGCAGAGAUGCUUCCCCAGGCACAUGGAGGGUGAGCAGCUCUGCUCAGUUUUCCCCCAGCUCAUUGCUAGGCCAGAAAAAAAACGCUCUGUACAGCUGGUAAAUGUACGUGCUUUGUUAGAAAUAAAACUACAGAUACACCAGCAACAAAACCAGAAGUUUAGGUAACACAUCUCAACCACAACGUGUUGAGCAACUCACACACACAUCCUCAUAAUGUAAAAAUGGAAAGACAUGGUUCUGUCUCAGAUCUUCUAGAAACUUUUCCUGAUUCAUGGAAAUCAGUGAUAAAGAACUGAUCCAGGUUUCCCAUUUGAUCUCUAGUGAUCACACUCCUCAGACUGGGGCUGGUUAUUUCCUUGUCUUCAGCUUUUUUCAAGGUGUCCUACAUGUCUCCACAAAACACUCAAAUGCUUCCCCCAAAAGCAUGAAAUACAGCCAGAACGACAUGGUUUCUAUUGAAAGCUAGGAGUAUAAUUUGUCUAAAAAUCAGCUUUUUAACCGAGAUUCCACUCUCUAAAGCCUUUGGCAAUGCAGUGCUCUGCUGUCCUCUCCAGCCGCUGCCAGCAGCAGCACCAUCAGGCAAGGCAGUUAUUC